Setaria italica (foxtail millet) is the source of this 1159-nucleotide messenger RNA. Its product is annotated as rhodanese-like domain-containing protein 11, chloroplastic. The transcript is spliced from 10 exons. Bases 50 to 922 code for a protein of 290 amino acids. The record is from RefSeq and is a predicted model, not a curated record. NCBI's taxonomy places the organism in Eukaryota, Viridiplantae, Streptophyta, Magnoliopsida, Poales, Poaceae.
GCUCGAAAGCUACAAGCCCGUGUCUGGACUGGAAGCAGCAGCAGCAAAAAUGGCAGCGCCACCUCUCGGCCUCGCCCGUCGGUUCGCCGGCGUCUUCACCUCCCCGGCCGUGGCGCAUUCCGGCUCCCGCCCCCGAAGCCUCCGUCCUGGUCUUGGUCUCCUCCCUUCGAAGAGAUGGAGCGGGGUGGUGAGGAUGGGGGCGGUGGUCGGAGGCGGUCAGGAGGGGGAGGAUGAGGAGCUGAGGCAGACCAAGGAGCAGGCCGCCGCCAGGAGGCGGUGGGAGACCCUGAUUAGGGAGCAGAAAAUUAAAACCCUCACACCCAGGGAAGCCGGUUAUACCUACAAACUGACAGACAAGGCUCUUCUGGAUGUCAGGCCCUCAAAUGAGCGUCAAAAGGCCUGGGUGAAAGGCUCUACCUGGAUUCCUGUAUUUGACGUGGACACAUCGGUUGAUCUGGGCGGACUUAGCAAGAAAGUCAGCAACUUUGUAAUGGGUGGCUGGUGGAGUGGCAGCUCAACAUUGUCAUUUAAUAAGAACUUUGUACAGCAGGUUGAGGAGAAGUUUUCUAAAGACACAGACAUAAUACUAGUGUGCCAGAAAGGACUUAGAUCACUUGCCGCAUGUGAACAGCUGUACAAUGCUGGUUUUGAAAAUUUGUUCUGGGUUCAAGGAGGCCUGGAAGCCGCUGAAGAGGAGGACUUUGAGAGGGAAGGUUCCCAGCCUUUCAAGCUUGCUGCUAUUGGAGGGGUUUCUGAAUUCUUUGGGUGGACGGACCAGCAACGCAGACAGGCCGCGAAGGAAGGACUGGGAUACCGGCUAGUCUUCACUGGCCGCUUGGUCGGAGCACUGGUUCUUCUUGACGCUUUGUUUUUAGGCGCUCAAAGAAUCGGCCCUCUACUUCAAGAAAUGCAAUCCCACUGAUCCCUGCAGAAUGUUCUUGUGGCAUUUCAUCAAGGUAGCUCUGCAAUGGCGUUGGCGUGCCGUCAAAGACGAGGGUCUUGUACUCGCAGGCCUAGCCUGCUGAUCAUACAUGGUGUAUUCUGGUCUCAUGGUUGCGUAGUAGAUUGAUUUUGUGUAGCAUAAACGUGAUUUUUUUUGUGUGAUUUUUUUUUAAGGAAUCAACGGGGCCAAGGAGCGCACCUGAACUUUUAUAUUCCA